Molecule: messenger RNA, 34705 nt
Organism: Loxodonta africana (African savanna elephant)
Lineage: Eukaryota; Metazoa; Chordata; Mammalia; Proboscidea; Elephantidae
Gene: TLR1
Product: toll like receptor 1
Exons: 7
Coding region: 181-2547 (788 amino acids)
Biological process (GO): toll-like receptor signaling pathway; immune response; cellular response to triacyl bacterial lipopeptide
Cellular component (GO): plasma membrane; Toll-like receptor 1-Toll-like receptor 2 protein complex
Molecular function (GO): transmembrane signaling receptor activity; lipopeptide binding; Toll-like receptor 2 binding
Source: RefSeq, a predicted model, not a curated record
CAGAGAAGCAAAUUGUCUUGACACUUCGUAAGCAGUCAUGGGCAUACCAGCCCCUCUUCUAUGUUAGAUGACAUCAAGACAAUCAAGAUAUCCUUGGAAACCUCAAGAAAAGGGAUCUGUAUCUGCAUCAGGAUGUUCUGAACAGCCACGACUACAGUUAGGAAUGUCUACUGUUACAAAAUGACUAAAGCUAGUUCGGGCAUCUUCCAUUUUGCCGUCGUCUUCAUGUUAACACUUGAGAUCAGAAUUCAGUUAUCUGUAGAAAGUGAACUUGUCGUUGACAGGUCAAAAAAGAAUCUCACCCAUGUUCCCAAAGAUCUAACUCUGAAAACAACAAUCUUAGAUGCAUCACAAAACUAUAUAUCUGAGCUGCAGGCUUCUGACAUCUUGUCACUAUCAAAGCUGAGGAUUUUGAUACUUUCUCAUAAUAGAAUCCAGUAUCUUGACAUCAGUGUUUUCAAAUUCAACCAGGAAUUGGAAUACUUGGAUUUGUCCCACAACAAGUUGUACAAGAUUUCUUGCUACCCGACUGUAAACCUGAAGCACUUAGACCUCUCAUUUAACGAAUUUGAUGUCCUGCCUAUCUGCAAAGAGUUUGGCAACAUGUCUCAACUAGAUUUUCUGGGAUUGAGUGCCACACAGUUGCAAAAAUCUAGCUGGCUACCAAUUGCUCAUUUGAAUAUCAGUAAAGUUUUGCUGGUCUUAGGAGAACUUUAUGGGCAAAAAGAAGACCCCGAGAGCCUCCAAGACUUAAACACGAAGAGCCUACACAUUGUUUUCCCCACACAAAAGAAAUUCCAUUUUGUUUUGGAUGUAGCAGCUAGCACUGCAGUCAGUUUGGAACUGUCAAAUAUUAAAUAUGUGCCAGAUGAUAAUGAAUAUUCUUAUUUCAUGAAUGUUCUGUUAAGGCUUCAGAAGAAUCCAAGGUUAUUAGAUCUUACUUUAAACAACAUUGAAACAACCUGGAAUUCUUUCUUUAAAAUCCUCCAGGUGGUUUGGCAUACGACUAUAGAGCAUUUCUCAAUUUCAAAUGUGGAACUAACAGGUGAACUUGACCACCAAGAUUUUAAUUAUUCUGACACUUCAGUGAAGACCUUGUCCAUACACCAAGUUUUCAGCUAUGUAUACCAUUUUCAACAGGGUUAUGUUUACAAAAUCCUUUCAAAUAUGAAAAUCCAAAAUUUCACCAUAACUGGUACCCGCAUGAUGCACAUGUUUUGCCCUCUCCAAAUUAGCCCACUUGUGUAUUUGAAUCUUUCCAAUAAUCUCUUAACAGAUGAGGUUUUUAAAAAUUGUACAAGUUUGACUGCAUUGAAGACCCUUAUUUUACAAAUGAAUCAAUUUAAAAAACUUGUAAACAUAGUUAAUAUGACCAAGGAUAUGAAGUCUCUACAACAAUUGGAUAUUAGCCAGAAUUCUCUAAGGUAUGAAAAUGAAGGAAAUUGCUUUUGGACUAAAAGUUUAUUAAUUUUAAAUAUGUCUUCGAACAUACUUACAGACUCUGUUUUCAGAUGUAUACCUCCCAGUGUCACAGUACUUGAUCUUCACCAUAACAGAAUAGUGAGCAUCCCUCAAGAUGUCACCAGCCUGGAAGCUUUGGAAGAACUAAAUGUUGCCUUCAAUUAUCUAACUGACCUUCCUGGAUGUGGUACCUUUAGCAGCCUUUCUGUACUGAUCAUUGACUAUAAUUUAGUUUCCCACCCAUCAGCUGAUUUCUUCUAUAGCUGCCAGAAGAUUAGGUCAAUAAAAGCAGGGAACAAUCCAUUCCAGUGUUCAUGUGAACUAAGAGAAUUUAUCAAAAACAUAGGCCAAAUAUCAAGUGAAGUGGUAGAAGACUGGCCUGAGUCUUACAAGUGUGCCUACCCAGACAGCUAUAAGGGAACCCAAUUACAGAACUUUCACAUGUCUCAAUUAUCCUGCAACACAACUCUGCUGAUUGUCACCAUCGGAGUCAUCGUGCUGUUUUUGGCUGUUAUUGUGACCUUCCUCUGUAUAUACAUGGAUCUGCCCUGGUAUCUCAGGAUGGUGUGUCAGUGGACCCAAGCCCGGCACAGGGCUAGGAACAUGUCUUUAAAAGAACUCCAGAAAAAUCUCCAGUUCCACGCUUUCAUCUCAUACAGUGGGCAUGAUUCUGUCUGGGUAAAGAAUGAAUUACUACCAAACCUAGAAAAAGAAGACAUACGGAUUUGCCUCCAUGAAAGAAACUUUGUUCCUGGCAAAAGCAUCGUUGAAAAUAUCAUAAACUUCAUUGAGGAAAGUUACAAGACCAUUUUUGUUUUGUCUCCCAACUUUGUCCAGAGUGAGUGGUGCCAUUAUGAACUCUACUUUGCUCACCACAAACUCUUUCAGGAUGCUUCUGAUAACUUAAUCCUCAUCUUGCUGGAACCCAUUCCACGGUACUCCAUUCCUGGCAACUAUCACAAGCUCAAAAGUCUCAUGGCACAGAGGACUUAUUUGGAAUGGCCCAAGGAGAAGAACAAACAUGGACUUUUUUGGGCUAACCUAAGAGCCACCAUUAAUAUUAAGUUGAUAGAACAAAAUAAAUAGAUCAGAAAUCAAUAGAAAAAUAUUCCUCUUUUCAAUGCUGCUGCUUUUGGAAGUUCCAACGAGUUUCCUUUUUUUGUGUCAGUACUAAUCUGAACAUAAUUUUGAAUUUGUGAUGUCAUUAAAAAUGUGUGCUUUCAGGUGCCAAUUUACUAUUGAUAAGUGGCAAUAAAGUUAAUUAAAAGUUAAUUUCUAAUACAUGACAGAUUCACCUAUUUUUCUGCUAGACCCAAGUUCGGUGAAUUUAUUAUGUAAUCAGGAGAACACCUGUUUAAACAACUCCAGUGAUGCAUACUUUUGUGUAUCAAGGUCAAUGUUAGAAAACUCCACACUUUCGUGUCUAUAGCUGGGUUUCUACAGCAAUGCUGUUGGCACCCUCGCUACAUCCACGCAGCAUUCACCUCUAUAUAUUGAAGUUGCUUUUUGCCAAUGCCAGAGACUCUAUGCCUGAAGGAUUUUCUUUCUGGCCACAAGAACACAGAGGCUUACACAGAGGACAAUCCAAACGUGCCGGAGAGUUAAUGUUCUUGGAAGCAGUCCUUCAACCAAUGUCAGAAAGGGAAUUGGUGAACAAAUACUGCAACUUUCUCACCCAUUUUCUGGGACAACUCUGGGGUGUAUUCUGCAUUCUCCCUGAAUUCCCCAAUAGGCUAGUGUUCUGGUUUCCCACAGUAGAAAUGGCCUGAUUUUAGAGUAUAUUUAUUCCCUUCUUUUUCUUGUCUCAUUUCUCCAUUUCUCUAUGAGUGUUUCCUGGGAUCACCUCUGAAACAAAGUACAUGCAGAUACUCACCUCAGUGUCUGCUUCUGGGGAAAACUAAACAAAGACAGUGUUCCACCUCAAUCCACAUGGAAAUUCUGACUUUGGUCUUGUAUGGCUAAAUAUGUCACUGAAAUUCUAGUUGUACGAACUAGCAUGAGUGAGAGCUUUUGUUCUUUUUAUUGAAAGGAAGAAUACAGUUGACAUACAGUGUUUCUAUUCAGAGUAUCCCACUCUUUGGAGACCUGACAAGUAGGGCAUGAACAGAUUGAAGCAGUUCAAGAAAUGGGCUGUAUGAGUAUUUUUCAUACUCAUGAAACAUCUUCUCAGUCUAUCUUUUUGCUCCAGACAUUGCUGUGGCACCAGCUCUGGACAGGUGCGGACCCAUGGCACCUUGCCUUAGCUACACCAUGUAUCUUUUACUUUAUACCCUGUGGCUUCACUAUUACUGCUACAUGAUAUGCUUAUAGAAGCUAUUUUUGUGCAUGCACAAACUUGGAAGUGCCAGGGAUAUCCCCUGCACUAUCCAUGACCAUUAGGAGGUGAGAGUCAGUGAAUAAAUACUCUUCUAUUCUUGGACAAAUAAAUAUGAGGUAUAAUCUAUACCAUUUCUCAAAGGGUCCUCAACAGGACUGAAUCUCACUUACUAACAGGGAUAACCAGCUCAAUAACUCCCCCUUGGAUUGAUUUUCCCUCUUCCCCUGAUUCAUUCUUCCCAGUCUCCCAGCAUCCCCCAUCACCACGUUGAGCCCUGAGAUUACUCCCCCAAACAAAUUAUCUACACAAAGGCUCUUGCCUAAAUCUCCACUCUUGGGCAGAAACCCAAAUAAGACAGACAUAUACAAUUAGCUUCUGUCCUAAGGAACUUACAGUGAAUCAGAGGACUUAACAUGUAUCCAAAUAACUAAAAUGAAAACCAACUACAAUGGAAGUUCAGUGAUCAUUAAGACUGAGUAAAAAAUACUUUCAUGGAAAUGAUGGUUUUUCCUUGAAGGAAGACUUUAACUUUGGAUUUUUCAGUGUGUGAUAAUGAAGAAUGGAAAGACUGUUCUAAAUAAAGAGUUGAAGAGAGUAAAGUUAGGAAUACCUUAGACUCAUUCUGGGACUGGUCUCCCAAUUUGACUGAUACAUGAGGUUUGUGAGAAAUGACAGUGGGAUAGGGUGAAAAGUUAGAUUGCAACCAUAUUGUUAAGUAUCUUGAAAGUCAGGGUAUAGAGCUAGAAAAUAGGUACAAAGGAAAGUUAUCAUUUAGACUUCUAUAGGUAAAAUGUCUCUAGGCAGAGCAAAUGGUUUGCACUUGACUGUGAACCUAAAGGCUGGUGGUUCGAACCCACCCAGCAGUACCUUGGAAGAGUAGGCCUGGCGACGUGCUUCCAUUAAGAUCACAGCCAAGAAAACCCUAUGGAGCAGUUCUACUCUGUAACACAUGGGGUCGCCAUGAGUUGGAAUUGAGUCAAAUACAACUAACAACAACAACACAAGGUAAAAACUCCUAAACUUCUGUGGGAGCUGAUAGUGAAAAGCACAUUCAAACCGUGAAAUGAAUACUCAAACAGGAUAAGAGCCUUUGUUUCUUAGUAGAAGUUGCCACAUUUGUUAGACUUGGAUUUUCCUGUUUUCUGUAUGAUGAUUGCACUUCCUAUAUUGAACUUCAAGGUUUCGUAAUCAAGUUUCUAACUGUCUAGAAGCAGCAGAAGUUAACUACAAAACUCUAUAGGUGUAAAUAUAUGCUGUUGCCGUUAGGAGUCAUCCAGUCAGUUUAGGCUCAUAGGGACCCCAUGUACAGCAGAAUGAAACACUGCCUGGUCCUGCGCCAUCCUCAUAAUUGUUGCUAUGUUUGAGCUCAUUGUUGCAGCCAAUGUGUCAGUCUAUCUCGUUGAGGGUCUUCCACUUUUUGGAUGGCCUUUUUCUUUGCCAAGCAUGAAGUCCUUCAGGGACUGGUUCAUGCUGAUAACAGGUCAAAAGUACGUGAGACAAAGUCUCACCAUCCUUGCUUCUAAGGAGGAUUCUGGCUGUACACCUCCCAAGACAGAUUUGUUCGUUCUUUUGGCAGGCCAUGGUAGAUUCAAUAUUCUUUGCCCAUACCAUAAUUUAAAGGCGUCUAUUCUUCUUUGGUAUUCCUUAGUCAUUGUCCAACUUUCGCAUGCAUAUGAGGGGCAAUUGAAAACAUCAUGGCUUGGGGAAAACACAACUUAGUCGUCAUGGUGACAUCUUUUCUUUAAAGAGGCCCUUUGCAGCAGAUUUACCCCUACUGCUUCCAUGGGUGUUGAUUGUGGAUCCAAGUAAAAUGAAAUCCUUGACAGCUUCAAUCUUUUCUCUGUUUAUCAUGAUGUUACUGAUUGAUCCAGUUGUGAGGAUUUUUGUUUUCUUUAUGUUGAGGUGUAAUCCAUACUGGAGAGUGUGGUCUUUGAUCUUCAUCAGUAAGUGGUUCAAGUCCUGUUCACUUUCAGCAAGCAAGGUUGUUUCAUCUGCAUAAUGCAAGUUGUUAAUUAGUCUUCCUCCUAUCAUGGUGCUGUGUUCUUUUUCAUGUAGUCCAGCUUAUUGGAUUAUCUGCUUAGCAUACAGAUUGAAUAGGUAUGGUGAAAGGAUACAACCCUGACACACACCUUUCCUGACUUGAAACGAUGCAGUAAUCCCUUCUUCUGUUUGAACAACUAACUGCCUCUUGAUCUAUGCCCAAGUUCCUCAUAAGCACAAUUAAGUGUUCUGGAAUUCCCAUUCUUUGCAAUGUUAUUCAAAAUCUGUUAUGAUCCACUCAGUCUAAUGCCUUAGCAUAGUCAAUAAAACACAGGUAGACAGACAUCUUUCUGGUAUUCUCUGCUUUCAGCCAGGAUCCAUCUGACAUCAGCAAUAAUAUCCCUGUUUCUGGCUUGAAUUUCUGGCAGUUCCCAGUAGAUGUAUUGCUGCAGCUGCUUCUGAAUGAUCUUCAGCAAAAUUUUACUUGUGUGUGAUAUUAAUGAUAUUGUUUGAUAAUCACCACAUUUAGUAGGGCCACCUUUCUUGGGAGUAGGCAUAAAUACAGAUUUCUUCCAGUUGAUUGGUCAGGUAGCUCUCUUCCAAAUUUCUUGGAAUAGAUGAGUGAGUACUUCGAGCACUGCACCCAUUUGUGAAACAUCUCAAUUGGUGUUCCGUCAAUUCCUGGAGCCUUGUUCUUUGCCAAUGCCUUCAGUGUAGCUUGGACCUCUUCCUUCAGUUCCAUGGAUUCCUGAUCUUAUGCUACCUCCUGAAAUGGAUGAACAUCGAUCAAUUCUCUUUGGUAGAAUGACUCUGUGUAUUCCUUCCGUCUUCUUUUGAUACUUCCUGCAUCAUUUAAUAUUUUCCCCAUAGAGUCCUUUGAUAUCACAACUCGAGGCUUGAAUGUUUUCUUCAGUUCUUUUAGCUUGAGAAAUGUCAAGUGUGUUCUUUCAUUUUGGUUUUCUAGCUCCAGGUCUUUGCAUGUAUCAAAGACAUACUUUACUUUGUCUUCUCCAGGAACCCUUUGAAAUCUUCUAUUCAACCCUAUUACUUCAACAUUUCUUUCUUUCACUUUAGCUAUUCCACAUUCAAGAGCAAGUUUCAGAGUCUCUUCUCACAUCCAUUUUGGUCUUUUCUUUCUUCCUUCUCUUUUUAACAACCCCUUGCUUUCUUCAUGUGUGAUGUCCUUAAUGUCAUUCCACAAUUCCUCUGGUAUUCGGUCAUUAGGGUUGAACAUGUCAAAUCUAUUCUGGAGAUGGCCUCUAAACUUAGGUGGGAUAUACUCAAGGCCAUACCUUGACUCUCGUGGACUUGUUCUAAUUUUCUUCAGCUUCAACUUGAACUUGCGUAUGAGCAAUUGAUGAUUUGUUCCACAGUUGGCCCCUGGCCUCAUUCUGACUGAUGAUAUUGAGUUUCUCCAUUGUCUUUUUCCACAGAUGUAGUCAAUUUGAUUCCUGUGUAUUCCAUCUGAUGAGGUUCAUGUGUAUAGUCGCUGUUUAUGUUGUCGAAAAAAGGUAUUUGCAAUGAAGAAGUUGUUGGUCUUGCAGAAUUCUAUCACACAAUCUCUGGCAUUGUUUCUAUCACUAAGGCCAUAUUUUCCAACUACUGACCCUUCUUUGAUUCCAACUUUCACAUUCCAAUCACCAGUAAUUAUGAAUAUAUCCCGAUUGCAUGUUCGAUCAAUUUCAGAUUGCAGAAGUUGGUAAAUAUCUUCAAUUUUUUCAUCUUUGGUCUUAGUGGUUGGAGCAUAAAUUUGAAUAGUAAUCAUAUUACUUAGUCUUCCUUUUAGGCAUAUGGAUAUUAUCCUAUCACAGAUAGCGUUGUAGUUUAGGAUAGAUCUUGAAAUGUUCUUUUUGACAAUGAGUCCAUUCCUUUUCAAGUUGUCAUUCCCGGCAUCGUAGACCAUAUGAUUGCCUGAUUCAAAAUUGCCAAUACCAGUGCAUUUCAGCUCACUAAUGCCUGGGAUAUCAACGUUUCUGGGUUCCAUUUCAUUUUUGAUGAUUUCCAAUUUUCCUAGCUUCAUAUUUUGUACAUAUAUGUUCCAAUUAUUAAUGGAUGCUUGCAGUUCUUCUCAUUUUGAGUCAUGCCACAUCAGCAAAUGAAGGUCCCAAAAGCUUCACUCCAUCCAUGUCGUUAAGGUCAAGUCUUCUUUGAGGAGGCAGCUUUCCCCCAGUUGUCUUCUGAGUGCCUUCCAACAUAAGGCACUCAUCUUCUGGCACUAUAUCAGACAAUGUUCUGCUGCUAUUCAUCAGGUUUUCACUGGCUAAUUCCUUUCAGAAGUAGACCACCAAGUCCUUCUUCCUAGUCUGUUUUAGUCUGAAAGCUCAGCUGAAACCUGUCUGCCAGGGGUGACCCUGCUGGUAUUUGAAUACCAGAGGAAUAGCUUCCAGCAUCACAGCAACAUGCAAGCCCUCACAGUAUGACAAACUGACAGACAUGUGGAGGCAAUAUGACGCAUAUGAGGCGAUUGAAAAUAUCAUGGGUUGACUCAGGUGCGCCUUAGUCCUCUAAGAGACAUGUUUGCAAUAUGCUGUUUGAUUUCUUUAUUGCUGCUUCCAUGGGCGUUGAUUGUGGAUCCAAGGAAAAUGAAAUCUUUGAAAACGUCAUUAUUUUCUUCAUUUAUCAUGAUGUUGCUUAUUGGUCCAGUUGAGAGGAUUUUUGUUUUCUUUAUGUUUAGGUGUAAUCCAUACUGAAGGUUGUAGUCUUUGAUAUUCAUCAGUAAGUGCUUCAAGGCCUCUUCAAUUUCAGCAAGCAAAGUUGUGUCAUGUGCAUAACUCAGGUUGUUAAUGAGUCUUCCUCCAAUCUUGAUGCUGUGUUCUUCUUCUUAUAGUCCAGCUUCUCAGAUUAUUUGCUCAGCAUACAGAUUGAAUAGGUAUGGUGGAAGUAUACAACCCUGACACACACCUUUCCUAAUUUUAAACCACACAAUAUCGCCUUGUUCUAUUGAAACAACUGCCUCUUGGUUUAUGCAUAGGUUCCACAUGAGCACAUUUAAGUGUUUUAGAUUUCCCACUGUUUGAAAUUUUACACAUAAUUUGUUUUAAUUCCCACAGUUAAAUGCCUUUGCAUUGUCAGUAAAACACAGGUAAACAUCUUUCUGGUAUUCUCUGCUUUCAGCCAAGAUCCAUCUGACAUCAGCAAUGAUGUCUUUCAUUCCACAUCCUUUUUUGAAUCUGGCUUGAACUUGUGGCAGUUCUCUGUCAAUAUACCACUGUAAUCGCUUUUGAAAGAUCUUCAGCAAAAUUUUAUUCGCAAGUGAUACUAAUGACAUUGUUUGAUAAUUUCCACGCUCUGUUGGAUCACCUCUCUUUGAAUGUACACAAAUAUGGAUCUCUUCUAGUCAGUUGACCAAAUUUCUUGGCAUAGAUAAGUGGACGCCUCUAGCAUUGCGUGGGUUUGUUGAAACAUCUCAGUUGGUGUUCUGUCAGUUCCUGGAGUCUAGCUUUUUUUUUUUUAUGCUCGUGGAUUUUUUUUUUAGAUAAUUUUUAUUGUGCUUUAAGUGAAAGUUUACAAAUCAAGUCAGUCUGCCACAUAUAAACUUAUAUACACCUUACUGGAUACUCCCAUUUACUCUCCCCCUAAUGAGUCAGCCCGCUCCCUUCUUCCAGUGUCUCCUUUUGUGACCGUUUUGCCAAUUUCUAACCCUCUCUACCCUCCCAUUUCCCCUCCAGACAGGAGAUACCAACACAGUCUCAAGUGUCCACCUGAUACAAGUAGCUCACUCUUCAUCAGCAUCUCUCUCCAACCCAUUGUCCAGUCCCUUCCAUGUCUGAUGAAUUGUCUUCGGGAAUGGUUCCUGUCCUGGGCCAACAGAAGGUUUGGGGACCAUGACCGCUGGGAUUCUUCUAGUCUCAGUCAGGCCAUUAAGUCUGGUCUUUUUACGAGAAUUUGGAGUCUGCAUCCCACUGCUCUCCUGCUCCCUCAGGGGUUCUCUGUUGUGCUCCCUGUCAGGGCAGUCAUUGGUUGUGAUCGGGCACCAUCUAGCUCUUCUGGUCUCAGGAUGAUGUAAGUCUCUAGUUCAUGUGGUCCUUUCUGUCUCUUGGGCUCAUAGUUAUUGUGUGACCUUGGUGUUCUUCAUUCUCCUUUGCUCCAGGUGGGUUGAGACCAAUUGGUGCAUCUUAGAUGGCCACUUGUUACCAUUUAAGACCCCAGAUGCCACACUUCAAAGUGGGAUGCAGAAUGUUUUUCUUAAUAGAAUUCAUUUUGCCAGUUGUGGAGUCUAGCUUUUUGCCAAGUUCUUCUUUGCAACUUGGACCUCUUCCUUCAAUAUCAUUGAUUUUAUCAUAUGCUACCUCCUGAAAUGAUUAAAUGUCAAACAGUUCUUUUUGGACAGUGAUUCUUUGUAUUUAUUCCUUCUUCUUUUGAUGUUUCCUGGGUUGUUCAAUAUUUUGCUUAUAGAACUUUUCAGACUUGCAACUGGAGGCUUGAAUUUUUUCUUCAGUUCCUUCAGCUUGAGAAAUGCAGAACAUGUUUUUCCCUUUUGGUUUUCUAACUCCAGGUCUUGCACAUUCCAUUAUAAUACUUAAGUCAUCUUGAGCCGCCCUCUGCAAUCUUCCGUUCAGCUCUUUUACCUCAUCACUUCUUCCUUUCUCUUUAGCUACUCUUUGUUUAAGAACAAGUUUCAGGGUCUCUUCUGACAUCCAUUUUGGUCUUUUCUUUCUUUCCUGUCUUUUUAAUGACCUCUUGCUUUCUUCAUUUGUGAUGUCCUUGACAUCAUCCCACAACUCGUCUGGUCUUUGGUCAUUGGUGUUCAAUGUAUCAAGUCUAUUCUUGAGAUAGUCUCCAAAUUCAGAUGGGAUAUACUCAAGACUGUAUUUUGGUUCUCACAGACUCUUUUUAAUUUUCUUCAUCUUCAACUUGAACUUGCAUAUGAGCAAUUGAUGUUUUUUUCUGCAGUCGGCCCCUGGCCUUGUUUUUACUUAUGAUGUUGAGCUUCUCCAAAAUAUAGUCAAUUUGAUUCCUGUGUAUUCCAUCUGGUGAGACCCAUGUGUAUAGUCUCUAUUUAUGUUGUUGCAAAAAGGUAUUUGCAAUGAAUAAGUCAUUGGUCUUGCAAAAUUCUAUCUUGUGAUAUCUGGGAUUGUUUCUAUCAUCAAGACCAUUUUUUUUAUGUAUCUAUGUAUGUAUUAAAAUAUAUCCGUAAGUUUAUAUAUAAUGUUUUCAGCCCCCAAAGACAAAUAAAGAUCGGGUUUAUAAAGACACUGAUAAUAAAAGGCAAUAAUAAUGAAAAAAAAAAAAAGAGGUAUUCAAUGUUAGUCAAAAUGACUUACCAUGUAAUUGUUGGAACAGAACCCCGUCUUAAGUCAGGUACUACCUGUAUAUGCAAUAGUGUGCUGGUCAAUGUUUAAACCAGGUUCUCUGAAAUAAAAAAAUGUGUUGUUAAAACUUCUAAGUUUAAUCUACAUUACUAAUAUUUUUCCAUUACUUUCAUAAGUCUAGAAAACUAAUAAAAAAAAAAAGAUAAAGUGCUGAUUUAUACAGUUUGCCAGUUUCCUUGGUGUAAAUACUCCCACCAUGACUUAUUUCAAGCUACCAAUGUGAUGUCACUGAACUCGGAGUUGGGAAGAGAUGCACAGUAGCCCACCAUUAAAUAGUACCUUCAUCGUAUUUAUGUAAUAGACAUAUAAUAAUCUCAAGAUCAUAGAUAAUAAUAAAAUGUUGCAAAAUAAUUAGAAAGUGAUAGCUUUUGAGUAUUUAUUACCUUUGUUUUUAAUAUAGCUUAUUUAAUUGCAAUAGUAUAUAAUUUUAAUAAGGGUCAUUCUUAAUAACUAGUUCACAAAAUUCCUGAAAAUUUAAUGCUUCACAUCAUGAGCUAGUUCUGGGCAGAUCCAGCACACCACAGGUUGUCUGAGAAGGUAACUUUGUAAGAAGGAUUCAGUGUGCAGUUUUUUUCAUAUUCAAUCAAAAACAACGGCAUGUAUUCUGGAUGCAAACAAUGAAAUUCGGGGGAUUCUUUAUGCUGAUCAUGCUUGUUACAUGAUUCAGUUUUUUCUAACUCUGCCUAGGCUAAAUGCUAGCCAACUGAUUAAUAAAGACAUAACAAUAACUAUCACCUGGAUGAAAAUUCCAGGCUUUCUCAUUCCCUUCUCAAUGCUUUUCCUUUUGUCCCUCCCUUGUUUAGCCUAUAUAUUUUAUUUUCUCUGCCCAUUUUCUCUUUCCUUUUUCUCUCUAUUGCCUUCCUAUCCUUUGCCUCCCAUCCUGUUUUUCUCCAUUUUCCUCUUCCUAUUCAUUCUCCUUUGUUUUCUCCUUUUGAUCUUCUGUCUUCUCUGUUUUUCACCUCUAUUUUCUUUCUCCUUUUCCCUUUAAUCUUUCUUUAAUAUUUGUUUAUCCUCUGUCUUCUCUCCCCCAUUCCAACCUUAAUUUUUUUUUCUCUUGUCUCUAAAGCUUAUAGGGUAAUUUCUGAGGAAACAAAUCCUGAUAGAUGGUUCUAUAACAGUAUCAUUAGCAGAGUAAGCAGGAUUGGUUGAGCAGUGGAGCAGGAGCUGGAGUCAGGGAGUAGCAAGUUGGGGAAAUGAGAAGUAUUACUAUCUGGCAUCACUGGGGGGAAUUUUGUGGGUGAAUCAGAGUUCCAGCUUGUUUGUAGGAUGGUCAUUUAUGAACUUAAGGCUCUAGUCCUAAGCUGUUCAAUAUGGUAGCCACUAGAGGGUCAGCCAAAAUGAGGGAAACCAUCAAUGAGAUGGAUUGACACAACCACUGAAACAAUGGACUCAAACAUAGCAAUGGUCAUGAAGAUGGUGCAGGACUGGGCAAUUUCAUUCUUUAUCCAUAAGGUUGCUAUGAAUGGGAGCCAACUCAACACCACCUAACAACAACAAGAAGCUAUAUGUGGCUGUUGGACAUUUAAAUGUGGCAUGUUUGAAUCAAAAUGUUCUGUUAAGUGUGAAACAUGCCGUAGAUUCCAAAGACAGUACAAAAAAGAGUGUAAAAUAUUUUGUUAAUAAUUUUUUAAAAAUUGAGGAUUUUAAAUAAUAUUGUUAUAGGGGUUAAACAAAGCAAUUAUUAAAAUCAAUUUCAUUUGCUUUUGGUCUUUUUCAGUGUGGUUACUAGAAAAUUUUAAAUUACUUAUGUGACUCUCCUUAUUUUUAUAUUCUAUUGAAUAAUGCUGCUCUAGUCCUUGAUGACGUUUACCAAAUCUCUGCAAAGUCUUCAAUUAGGUUCCCACAACAUAUCUAGGGCCAUUUAAAUUUACUUAUUUGAACUAAAAUGUUCUUUCCUUACCGUCACCAAGUAUAGUAAAUGAAUGGUAAACUAUUUGGAUUUUCUAGCCAUGUGAGAAUCCUAUUAUCUUUUAUUUAUUUUUUUCAGCAGAAAAAUAAUGUGUCAGUAUUUUCGCUUCCUUAUACCUUUAAUUGGAGCUCUCAUGGUGCUGUGACAAAGAGCUAUGGCUGCUAACCAAAAGGUCAGCAGUUCAAAUCCACCAGCUACUCCUUGGAAACCCUAUGGGGUAGUUCUACUCUGUCUUAUACAGUUGCUAUGAGUCAAUAUCGACUUGAAGGCAAUGGGUUUUUUUUUUCCUUUUUUUAUAUGUCUUUCAUUGGAGUCCCUGGGAUGCAAAGAGUUAACAUGCCUCGGCUGCUAACUGAAAAGUUGGUGGUUCAAAUCCACUCAUAAGCACCUUGGAGGAAGGUCUGGCUGAUUUACUUCAGAAAAAAUCAACCAUUGAAAAUCCUAUGGAGCACAGUUCUACUUGGACACACAUGUAGUCACCAUGAAUUAGAAUCAACUCAACCACAACUGGUUUAUAAUUUUAACUAAACUAAAAGAACUUUUUCAAUUAACACAUGCUUCAUACUAGACAGUGAGCAGCAAGAGAGCUUGGUCUGCAGUGCUCUUUAAAAGGUAAGCAGCCCCAGGACCUUCCUUCCACUAGAAUGGGCAGCCUUGGGUCAUGUGACUUUCUUACUUGCCUGGAUUAGGGAUCUAGGCCCAAACACAAACAAGACACAAAGCAAGCCAGCAGCCUAUGAGGUGGUUUGAUGCAGUCCUCUGCCCAAGAGAGAUGCUCCAUUUUGGAUAGUGAAACAAAGGUCCAAUCAGAUUUUUCAUCUUGGGGGUAAUACCUCAGUCCUGCCCAGAAGCUAUGACACUAAAAGAAGGCUGUGGAAAGAAGUAGAGGCAAUGGCCACAAUAAAAAGAAGCUGGGAGUAGAAAGAGAAGCAGAUUGAGAAAGAGGCAGAGUCAAAGAGAAGCUGAGUCAUAACUAGAGUAGGGAACAACCUAAGUCCUAUUGGAGGGCAAACAAAAUGUCUGAACACCAGGGCAGCCACUGGGUGUCCCGAGAUGACAGUGUUCAGGUUUUGGUAAGGACUGGCCGUAUCGCUGCUGUGCUUCCUUAUCUCCUGUAGUAUCUUUAAAAUAAACUUCCACCUACUUCAGGUAACCCAAGGCUCUCUGUUCAUUGCAAUUUACAUGUGAAGACAGAAGUAUGGCAGGCAGAAGUCUGGAAUUAGGAGAAGGUAUGAAAUGAAUGCAAGUCUGUGUUUGUGUGUGUGUGUGAUUGAGAGAGACAGAGGCAGAGAAUUGAGAUGGAGAUAUCUGGUUGAUAUCUGAAGCACAGGAUAAGAGGAAGAAAAAGGAUAGAAAAAGGGGAAAGAUUGAAAGGGAAGAAAACAAUUACAUCCCAAAGUUACCAGUACAUACUAUUCUGAGCAUACUACUCUUGUUGCUAAUUGGGAAUAAGGAUUAUAAAAAAAGAAAAAAAGGAUUAUAGCUACUAGAAAUUUCAGGUGAAAUAAAUAAAUAAAUGUUGUUUUUAUUAGUUGCUCUUGAAUCGGCUCCAACUCGUAGCAACCUUAUGUGAUAACAGAUGAAACACAGGCCAGUGCUGCACCAUCUUUGUGAUUGUUGGUAUGUUUGAGUUCAUUGUCUUGGCCACUCACGCAGGGCCUCCCUCACCUUCUCCUACUCUCCAGUUUACAACCACGAAAGCGAGCUGAAGUCUCACCAGCCUUGCUACUAAGGAAUAUUCUCAUAUUUCUCCUAAAUAAAGAAUAUAAGUAAAAUAAAUAAGAAAUAAAAUAAGUAAAGAAAAUUUCAUUCACUGACAGUUGAAACAUGUUCAGUUCUGGAAAAAGAAUGAAUAUGUCUUUGGACACCAAAAACCCCAAAAUGAUUAUUCUUCCUUGAGAGGUUAAUAUAGAAUGUGAAUGUGCUGAUCAUAGUAGUUUGAGAAUUUCUGAGAUGAAAGAUAUUUUAAAGCUUAGUUCAUCCAACGAGCUAGGAAGACUCUCUCUGACGUUCCUGAGGGGUGUGUAUCCCAUACUUAUUUUCUUGUGUACAUAUAUGUAGACGUAUUUGUAUAUGUUUAGGUGGGCAGGAGAGCAGAUUAGUUGUUUGAUUAUUUUUGUUUCUAUUUUGCUUUCUAAAGUUCUUUAUUGUAUAAUUUUUUUCCUAUAAUAUUUGUAGAAAUGUGAGCCCUACAUUUAUAUAUUAAAAAAGACAUGAUUAUAAAAAAAAAUCAUAGUUUCAAGAUCUUCCUCCUCAAUUUCUCAUUUAUGUUGUUAACAGCCAUAGAGUUGGCUCUGACUCAUGGUGACCCCAUGUACAACAGAAGGAAACAUUGCCUGGUCCUAUACCAUGUUCGUGAUCCUUGGUGUGUCUGUGUCCAUCAUUGUGGUUACUGUGUAUUUUGAGUGGCUUCCAGCCUAGGGGCUCAUCUUCCAGCACCAUAUUGGACAAUAUUUUGUUGCAAUCCAUAGGGUUUUCACUGGUUAAUUUUCAGAAGUAGAUUGCCAGGGAUUUCUUCCUAGCCUGUCUUAGCCUGGAAGUUCUGCUGAAAUCUGUCUACUGUGGGUGGCUGUUAUGGAUUGAAUUGUGUUCCCGCAAAAUAUGUGGUAUAAAUUCCUAACUUGAUGCCUGUGGUUAUAAUUCCAUUUGGGAUUGGCUUGUCUUCAGGGGCCUAUAACAGAAGAUAAUGCCUAAGGCAAUUAGUGUUAAAUUGUUGAAUGAUCUCUCACAACUGGAGAUGGAAACUGUGAUGGCCAAUAGAAAGUGUUCAUUGGCACGCUGCCUCAAACAGCACCCAGGGCACUCACCCUACCUGUGCCACCCCCCACCCAAGGCCUCUGGUUGUCUUUGUUAUGUUAAUGAUGCAAGAUUAGUGUAGGAUGUUCUUGAGUCAAUCUCUUUGGAGGUACAAAAGAAAUUCAAUAAGCAAGCAAGCUAGCAGUGAUGGGGGAAGAGAGAUGCCAAGCUACAUGCAGAAGCUCAGAGAGACAAGGACUUUCCUCCAGAGCCAGCAGAGAGAGAAAGACUUCCCCUAGAGAUGGCACCCUAUGUUUGAACUUCUGGCCUGUUAAACUGUGAGAAAAUAAAUUUUUGCUUGUUAAAGCUAUCCACUUGUGGCAUUUCUGUUAUUGCAGUGCUAGAUAACUAAGACAGUGACCCUGAUGGUAUUUGAAAUACUGGUGGCAUAGCUUCCAGCAUCACAGCAACACACAAGACACCCCAAUACCACAAACUGACAGAUUGGUGGUCGAUCAUUUACAUAAACCUAUCAAAAUCAUCCCCUUUUUAAGUGUCCAUUCCUCCAGGGGAAAAUUCAUUUGGAAAUUUCAUCUUCACUGGUGAUCUCCAAAAGUGUCACUUGAAUCUUAAGCAUAAAUAAAAACAUCUCAGAAACUGUUGCUUUAAAAAAAUUGAUAUGUACUCUGCAAUCUACAUAAAAAAUACAAAGCUUAUUUUACCACUGCACUUCAAGACAAGGCUUCUAGCUAACCUCUCCCAUCCUGUUCCAAUCACGUAAUGCUGAAAUUAUGGAGCCAACAUUCCUAUUCCUCUCAUCACCACUUGGCUACCGUACCCAAUUGGUGGAUAGGAUAAAUGACCUGAGCCUUGACCCAUCAAAGUCAGAUAAGAUUACAGUAAGUCUCCAGGGCUAUAAACGUCCGACUUAUGGACAACUUGUACUUGCCCUUUAGUGUUAUAUAAACUUGCCCUCACUUGUUCAUGGAUUGAAUUGUGUCCUCCCAAAAUACAUAUGUCAAUUUGGCUAGGCCAUGAUUCCCAGGGCUGUGUGAUUGUCCACCAUAUUGUCAUCUGAUGUGAUUUUCCUAUGUGUUAUAAACCCUACCUCUGUGAUGGUAAUGAGGUGGGAUAGGUGUCAGUUAUAGUAAUGAGGCAGGACUCAAUACACAAGAUUGGAUUGUGUCUUGAGCAAAUCUCUUUUGAGAUACAAAAGAGAGAAGUGAGCAGAGAGACAGUGGGACCCUGUACCACCAAGAAAACAGGGCCGGGAACAGAGCUUGUCCUUUGGACCUGGGGAGAAACUCCUGGACUGGGGAAAGAUUGAUGACAAGGACCUUCCUCCAGAGCUGACAGAGAAGGCCUUCCCCUGCAGCUGAUGCCCUGAAUUUGGACUUCUAGCCUACUAGACUGUGAGAGAAUAAACUUCCGUCUGUUAAAGCCAUCCACUUGUGGUAUUUCUGUUACAGCGGCACUAGAUGACUAAGAUACGUUCAAACAAUUGAACUAACCCCCACUUGCAACAAAUUCUUCAUCACAACCACCGUCACUUGCUGCACACGCAGAUUAAAUCAUUGAAAGGGCUUCGAGCUGUUUCUUGCACUAAAUUAAGGCUAAAUAAAUAUUCUCCUGUUUGGACUUACCUACGAAUUCUUAAAUACACACCUAGGAACAGAUCUCGUUCGUAACCUGGGGACUGCUUGUCUCAUGCAAUGCCACCAGCAUGCAGUAGGGGGCAAAGAGGAGUUCAAACUUCACAGUAAAGCUUGAUUCAACGCUCUCCUGUAGCCAGUUGUGGCCCUGUCCUUGACUCACCCACACCUGCAGCUCCGACUGAGCUGGUGCCAGCCAGAGGGGUUUUGAACUCAUCUUCAUCAUUCAUACAUGGGAACCAGUGAUAAAAGUGUUGGAAACAAGAUGAGCAUCCUGGAUUGGACCCUUCCCGUAUCCUGCCCACGCUCCCUAUAAUCAUUUGGAAUCAGGACUCUACCCGCAGUCUCUCCCCACUGCCAAAACAUUCUGGAUUCGCCCCCUGAUUCCCUUCUGUAAUACAACAUUCUCAUCCUCUGAUUGCCUCAGAUGCAUGUGAAAACUGGGCAAUGAAAAAUGAAGAUCGAAGGAGAAUUGAUGCAUUUGAAUUGUAGUGUUUGCAAAGAAUAUUGAACAUACCAUGGACUGCUAGAAAAAUGAACAAAUCUGUCUUGGAGAAAGUACAGCCAGAAUGUUCCUGUGAAGUGAGGUUGGUGAGGCUCUGUCUUGCUUACUCUGGACAUGUCAUCAGCAAAGACCGAUUGCUAGAAAAGGACAAUCAUGCCUUAUAUAGUAGAGGUUCAAUGAAAACGAGGCUAACCCUCCAUGAGAUGGACUGAUAUGGUGGCUGCAACAAUGGGCUCCAACAUACCAGAGAUUGUGAGGAUGGCACAAGACCCGGGAACAAUGUUUUGUUCUGUUAUACAUAGGGUCACCAUGAGUGCGAGCUGACUCAGCAGCAACUAACAACAAGCUGUGGUUCUCAAAACCUGGACCCUAUUCUUCGAUGGAGAUUGCUUGUUGCUUAAGAGCAAUUCUCAUCAUUUAAUGUGUAACUCUGGAGCCCUGGUGGCGCAGCGGUUAAGAGCUUGGCUGCUAUCCAAAAGGUCAGCAGCUGAAAUCCACCAGCCACCCUUGGAAACUCUAUGGAGCGGUUCUACCAUGUCCUGUAGAGUUGCCAUGAGUCGGCAUCCAUUUGACAGCAACACGUAGUACGUAACUCAAGUGCUGCUGAUCCUCACCAGCCUAUGACUACAAAGAAAGCACACCAACAACAAUGAUUCUUGUUCUUGUCCCUGCCUACUUCAGCAGGGUUCCUAGCCCUCAUGCAAAGCUCUCCAUGGGUAUGCCCACAAGUUCCCAAAAAGUCUUGGAUGUGCUCGUCCAUCACACCAUUUGGUGCCAUGGUAGACUACUUCUACUCUCUGUUCUUAUACCUGGGGACUUUGAACAUCGUUGAAAGAGCCUGUCACUACUGACAUAGCUGAAUGGAGGUGCCUUCAAGACAAUGCUAACGUCCAUGCUAUUUGUGCUUUUCCCAGUAAUCCCAAAUCCAAUCACUCUUGAGAUGAGGAGCCAUACUGAGCCCCUAUAGCAGUAGGUUCAACAUCUCCCUCCUCAAAACUGGUUUCAGUAUCUCUGCAUCCCAAAGUGGCAGUAUUAGGAUCCAGAGUCUCAUCAAAUCUCCCACAAAAUCCAUUAGUUCAGCACUCACCACCCCCCUCCAAGGGGGAUCCAAAGCAGUCCAGCACCCCACCCCUUCCGUUGUCCUUGUCCCUUCCCAUCUCUUCUUUCCAACCCCCCAAAUACCUCUCCUUCCUCUUACUGUGCAUAUAGAUGGGAGGGAUGAAUAUCACCCAAACAGCCAAACUUUUAUUACAAGAUUGGUUCCAGCUAGGACACACUACUGCAUAUCUUAUGCAAGUAGGAUGAGGAGGCUUGUCCCCUUAGGACGCCCAAACUAAAAAAAAAUACAUAUAUAUAUGUGUGUUUAUAUGUAUAUUUAUUUGGAUCCACAAUCAACAGCCAUGGAAGCAGCAGUCAAGAAAUCAAAAGACAUUUUGCAUUGUGCAAAUCUGCUGCAAAGGACCUCUUUAAAUGUUGAAAAGCAAAGAUGAUACCUUGAAGGUUAAGGUGUGGCUCACCCAAGCCAUGGUAUUUUCAAUCGCAACAUAUGCAUUGAAAGCUGGACAAUGGAUAAAGAAGAUGGAAGAAGAAUAGAUGCCUUUAAAUUGUGGUAUUGGUAAAGAAUAUUAAAUAUACCAUGGACUGCCAAAAGAAUGAACAAACCUGUCUUGGAAGAAGUACAACCAGAAUGCUCCUUAGAAGCAAGGAUGGUGAGACUGCAUCUUACAUAAUUUGGACAUGUUGUCAGGAGGGAUCAGUCCCUGGAGAAGGACAUCAUGCGUGGUAAAGUACAAGGUCAGUGGAAAAGAGGAAGACCAUCAAUGAGGUGGAUUGACACAGUGGUUGCGACAAUGGGCUCAAGCAUAACAAUGAUUGUAAGGAUGGCGCAGGACUGGGCAGUGUUUCAUUCUUUUGUGCAUAGGGUUGCUAUGAGUCGGAACCAACUCAACGGCACCUAACAACAACAACAUAUAUAUCAAAAACAAAUUGCCAUUGAGUUGAUUCUGACUCAUGGCAACCCCAUGUGUGCAGAGUAGGAUGGUGCUUCACAGGGUUUUCUUUUUUUUAUUUUGUUGCUGUUGUUGAGAAUAUACACAGCAAAACAUACACCAAUUCAACCGUUUCUACAUGUACAAUUCAGUGACACUUAUUACAUUCUUUGAACUCUGCAACCUUCUCGCCUUCCUUAUCUGAAUUCUUACUCUCUGUUAACGUAAACUCACCACCCCCUAAAUUUUCUGUCUAAUCUUUUGAGUUGCUGUUGUCAGUUUGAUCCCAUGUAGAUAGUUCUUAAAUGAGUAUAAUGCUUAAGGCAGACAUUAUUUACUAGUUAAGCUAAACUAUUGUCUGGUUUUAAGAAGACUUCAGGGGAUAUUUUAGGUUUAAGGUUUAAAGAUUAUCUCAGGGCAAUAGUUUCAGAGGUUCAUCCAGCCUCCAUGGCUCCAGGAAGUCUGGAGUCCAUCAGAAGUUCAAAUUCUGUUCUGCAUUUUUCCCCUUUUGAUCAGGAUUCUUCUAUAGACUCUUUGGCCAAAAUAUUUAAUACUGGUAGCCAGCCAGGCACCACCCAGUUCUUCUGGUCUGUUGGCAAAUGAGGCAGCUGUUCAUGGAGGCAAUUAGCCACACAUUCCAUUUGCUCUUCCUAUUCCUGACUUUCUUCCUCUGUUGCUCCAGGUGGGUAGAGACCAAUUAUCAUGGCUUAUAUGACCACUUGCAAGCUUUUAAGACCCCAGGCACUACGCAAUGAACUAGGAGGCAGAACAGAAGCACUAAACAUGUUAUUAGGCCAAUUAACUGGAAUCUCCCAUGAAAACAUGUCCCUAAUCCUCCAAAUCAAGAAACCAAAUCCCAGGGGGUUUUUGGUUAUACAUAAGCAGGCUCUGCAGCUUUUUUCUUUUUGUAAAUAUAUGUAUCACACAACUUUUCCAGUUCUACUUUUCAUAGGUGUACAAGUUAUUGGUAACAAUUACGAUAAUUGGCUGUCCAACCCUACCUUAAAUCAAUGUGAUUUUUCUGUCAUUGUCAACACUGCCUUUCCUCCUCCCUUCCACCCCUGGUAACCACUAAUCAACUUUGGUCUCUAUACAUUUGCCUUUUCUUAUCUUUUCAUGUAAGUGAGGUUGUACCAUAUCUAUCCUUUUGUGAUUGGCCUAUUUUGCUCAGCAUAAUGCCUUCAAGCUUCAUCCAUAUUGUAGCAUGUAUCAAGACUUCGUUUCUUCUACUGGCUGAAUAGCAUUCCAUUGUACGUAUGUACCAAAUUUUUUUUAUCUGUCAUUUUUUGAUGGGCAUUUAGGUUGUUUCCACUUUUUGGCUGUUAUGAAUAGUGUUGCAAUGAACACUGGUGUACACAUCUCUGUAUAAGUCUCUGCUUUCAAGUCUUCUGAGUAUAUGCCUAGGAGUGGAAUUGCUGGGUCAUAUGGUAGUUCUGUUUUUAGUUUUUGAGGAACUGCCAUACCGUUUUCCACAACGGCUGUCCGAUUUUGCAUUUCCACCAGCAGUGGAUGAGGGUUCCGAAUUCCCCACAUAGUCGUCAACAUUUGUUAUUUUCUAUUUUUUAUCUUAGUCUUCCUAAAAAAAAAAAAAAAAAAAAUUUUUUUAGUCUUCCUAGUGGGAGUGAAAUGGUAUCUCACUGUGGUUUUGGUUUGCAUCUGUCUGAUGGCUAAUGAUGUUGAGCAUCUUUUCAUGUGUUUGUUGGCCAUUUGAAUAUUCUCUUUGGUGAAACUCCAUAGGGUUUUCAAUGGCUGAUUUUUUGGACAUAGAUCACCAGGACUUUCUUCCAAGGCACCUCUGGGUGGACUCCAGACUCAAACCUUCAACUUUCAGGUUAGCACCCCAGCGCAUUAACUGUUUGCAUCACUGGAGUUGCCCUGUUGUUAGAACCUUAUAGAAAACUUACAGAGUCAACAUCCUCCUUGGCAUUUACAAGCAGGGAGCUGGUAAGCGUUAAGCUGACUGAUGUAAUAGGUAAAAAAAAGGAUAUAAUUUUGUUUUUAAUUUUUAAAUCUGUCUGCCUUAAAACUCAACUUGAGGCUCAAGAAGAAAAAGGACAAAAAUGAUAUAGGAAGAUCAUGAAAAAGGAAUCCCUCCCCCCCACCCAAAAAAAAGUACCAAGAGAAAAAGAAAGCAUAGCAGGACAGCUACAAUGCAAAUUCUCAUUUUGCAGCACAGAUCUAUCACCAUACAGCAAAGCCUGACAGAAGCUAAACUCUCAACAUUGUGGUUAGAAGCAGUUUCACUUCAUUGGUUACUCUCUGAAGCCCCCUGCACUGUGGAAAGGAGAAGUCCAAGGUAUUAAAAUAGAUCCCAUUGUGCAUGCAAGGGUAACGCUACCAGCAAGCAUCUCUUCCUGUUAUUCUACUUCUUCAAUUCUCAGGUUGGUUCUUUUUCAGCCCAUUUAUAUGGACUCUCUUAGACACCCUGAGCUGGCUUUUAUAAAUUGGAAUCGACUGACAACAACAGGUUUUUUUUGGUUUGUUUCUUUGUUUUUUGGGCGGGGGGGCGGUUUAUGGAAUGUUUGCUAAAACAUUUGACCUCUUAGUGUUUUGUAAAUUCUGUAAUAAAUUUUCUCAUGAGCUCUUGUGCCAGAGAUGUAAAGGGAAGAUCCAUUCUGACCUUCUCCACAGCUCACCGUGACCAGGACACCUGCUCCUUCAGAAUCAGUCCUCAGUAGGAUGAACUGCAAGACACUAGCGAGAUGGCAAGAGAAAGCUAACUGUGUUGGUUUUGUUUUGAUUUUCGUUUUUCUUCCUUUUUACUACCUCCUAAAUAGAAUGGGGCUGUUUUUCAGAUCUACUUAAUUCUUACUCCUGUCAGAAUCAGAAACAAUGAAGAAUUGCUGAAAGCCAUAGUCUAGCUGGAGUCCCCAGGUGGGGUAAAGGGUUAAAGUGCUUGGCUAACAACCAAAAGGUUGGAGAUUUGAGUGUAUCCAGAGAUGCCUCGAAAGAAAGGCCUGGUGAUCUACUUCUGAAAAGUCAGCCACUGAAAAUCCUAUGGAGCACAGUUGUACUCUGACACACAUGAUCACCAUGGCCAGAAUCCACUAAUAAACGACUGGAUUUUUAUACUCUAGCUAGAACCUCGGUACAGCAUCAACAUCACCUAGGCGCUUGUUGGCAAUGCAGAACUUCAGAACCCAUCCUAGACCUACUGAAUCAAAACCUGCGUUUGAACAAGAUCCUGGCUGAUGUGGUCACGUUAAGGUGAGAAAGCUUGUCGGACAGAACAGUACAGAUGACGGAGAGGUCUCUGAGUUCAUCUUUCUCCACCACACUGUCAGCUGAAUAAACAUGGGCCCUCUUCCAAAGAUUUCUUCCACCUGAGCUUAGAACUGCUCAUAGGCUAAUGCCAUUUUCUGCAUUAGGAGCAGCAUGAUCAAUAGAUCCCAAAGAAUUUCUUCCCCUUUCACAAGAUUUUUCAUAAAACCUAUAAAGCCAUUAAAACUUAGCUGCACAAAGGGUGAUUUUAGAGAUCAUCUAAAUGAGUGGUCCCCACCUUCAAGGUUGAGGAUUGCUGUAUAAUAACAGUUGGCAUUUACUGAACACUUACUAUGUUCUAGUUCUGCCCUGUGCUCUAGGGUCUCUGUGAGUUGAAAUUGACUGAACAGCAAUGGGUUUGCUUUAGGCACUAUUCUAAGAACCUGCAGAUACUUUAGUUAUUUGAAUCUCACACCAAUUCAAUGAGGUAGGUACUAUGUUGUCUCUAUUUUGUAGACCUACCUAUGACAGUAAUUUUGUUUGUAGUAUUUGUUGGUUGAGAAAAUCCAUAUUCAUAAGAAACUACUAAUAUGAACUUAGUCACUUGUGAGGACUCCCUGUGUGGAGCAAAUGGUUAAUGAACUUAGCUGGUACUUGAAAGGUUGAAAGUUCACCCAGAGGCACCUUGGAAAAAAGGCCUGGUGAUCUACUUCCAAAAAAUCAGCCAAUCAAAAUCUGUGUUCACACAAUUCUACUCUGACACGCAUGGGGGUUGCCAUGAGUCAGUCUGGAAAAUGCAUUUGUAUUUAAUUAAGUCCCAAAACUUCCAUAUGUAUAUUUAGGAAAAGGUACUGAACCGAACCCUAACCUGUUGCCGUCGAGUCGAUCCUGACUCAUAGUGACCCUAUAGGAAAAUGUAGUGGAGGUGUAUAAGACAUGUUAUCUAUCCAGCCUCAGACUAUGAUUGGGCAUAUAUAGAUUUGGCGACCUUUGGCAAUAGCUCCAGGGCUCUUCAAAGGAGUCAUAGCCACAGGCUGGCAACCCACAAUAUAAAUAUGCACCCCAAAAGCUUUGUAGAUGACAUAAAUACAGUCCUGAACACACAUAAUUUCAUCUCUAAUAAUUAGCAGAAUCAUGGCUACUUUGCUUUGUAUAAGAGAUUUUUGGGAAGUAGCAGAUGAGAAAACUGACCUCAGAGAAGUUGACUGACUUGUCCAUGGUUUCACUUCUAGCUUGAAAAGCUACACGGUAGAAACAAACAUAGCCCACAGUUGGUCUCUUCCUUCUGUUCUUCAACCUAUAUAGGAAGGUUAAUUUUCCUAAAACACAGUUCUGCUUGGUUUAUUCCCCAGCUAAAAUUGCCUCCAACAACACCCAUCUGGUUAUGUAAAAUAAAAGCCCAUUCUGCUUAUCUUGGUGUUCAAAGCAAAAUCUAACCUCAGCCAACCUGCUUGCUGCUAACCACUUCAUGUCCCCUAUGCUCUAGCCAGCCUAUUCUUCUUGUCUUCAGUGCUGCCAGUGGACAAUAAUGGCCUCAGAGGGCACCUGUAGGGAGGCCAGCUAGUAUGGCCUUGGUGAAGACACUAGAAUGCAGGGUUAGGUCCUACACACAGGUAAAAAAGGCUGGGCAAGUAAUAGAAUUCUCUCAAGAUCAAGCACAAGUUUGCUGUGAGAAGCAGAAUUACCAGGUUGACCAAAUAAGCACACAUGCUGGUGGGUAGUCUCUCCCACAAGCCCUCACUGGGAAAAAUAUCAUAAUCAGACAGUUGCUUGCUCAGCACAUGUCUUGGCCAUUUCUUGUUUCUGGUUCCUCAGUAUCAAUCACCUCUUCUACAAGUACAUCAUUUCCUUGUCAGGCAUUCUUUCUUCCCAUUGUCUAGAAUACACUACCAAGAUUUCUGCCCUCUUCUAGUUAGUGGGCCGAGGUGACCCAGGCUAAGACGAUUGGAUGCUCUCUUCCUGGCAUUUAAAUCUUGAUCAAAGGAUCACAGAAACAGAAAAUAAUUCUAUUUUUUUCCUGGAGUGGACUUUGAGUCCUACCUUCCAGAAAUAUCCUGGCUUCUGCCUGUUUCCAAGUCUCUGUCCUUUUUUGAUUCCUUAAGGCUUGAUCAUCCUUCAAAAAAAUAAAUAUCCCUUUUGAUUACGUUAACAUACUAGUCACCUAUUGCUGGAACAAUGCUGUGUUAAAAAACAAGCCUCAAAAACUCACAGGUGUAUAGCAACACAAUUUUAUUUUUCUAAGUCACAGAUCUGUUGGUCAGCCAGGGUACUUCUGCCUCAGACUGGUUAGGUCUGUCUUCUGCUCUCAUUUGAAGACAACAGCUACUCAGUGCAUGCUAUUAUUAGAUGGAAGACGGCAAGGCAAACCACACAAACACAUUUAAAGCCUCUGGGUAAGCAUUGUUAUGGAUCGAAUAUGUGCUGUAAAUCCAAACUUCUAUGCCUGUGGUUAUCAUCCCAUUUGGGAACGAGUUGUCCUUGUUAUGUUAAUGAGGUAGGAUUAGCCUAGGAUGUGUCUUGAGUCAAUCUCUUUUGAGAUAUAAAAGAGUUUAAACAACCAAGAGAGAGAAGCAGAGAUGGGGGGAAGAGGGCUGUCAAGCCACAUGAGAUCAUCCAGGAGCAGAAGCUUAAAGACACAAGGACAUUCCUCCAGAGGUGACAGAGAGAGAAAGCUUUCCCCUAGAGCUGGCACCCUGAAUUCAGACUUCUAGCCUCCUAAACUGUGAGAAAAUAAAUUUCUGUUUGUUAAAACCAUCCACUUGUGUUAUUUCUGUUAUAUUAAAAAAGCAAGACAAGCAUAAUAUGUGUUAUGCUACAUCCCAUUGGUCAAAGCAAGUCACAUGGUCAAGCUUAAACUCAGCUGGGGAGAGGUGUGUAGUCUGCCUACUCUAAAGGCCAGUUGCCAAUGAGUCAACUCUGCUCCACAGGGUUUCAAUGGCUGAUUUUUUGGAAGUAGAUCCAGGCUUUCCUUCCUAGGCACCUCCGGGUAGAACCAAACCUUCAACCUUUUGGUUAGCAGCCAAGCACGUUAACUGUUUGCACCAUCCAGGGACAUCACUCUAAAGGCAGACACCACAAAGUCACAACGUAAAGGGCAUAGAUGUAUUAUUCUAUUAUAAGGAGUCGGUGCAAAGUUGGGAACAUUAAUUUGUCUUAGGCUGGGUUCUCUAGAGAAGCAAAACCAGUAAAGUGUAUAAAUAUGUAUAUAGAGAGAUUUAUAUCCAGGAAACAGCUCAUGCAAUUGUAGGGAUUGGAACAUCCCAAGCCCGUGGGUCAGAACAGAGGCUUCUCCCGAUUCACAUAGCUGCAGGGGCUGGCGGACCCAAGGUUGGUAGGUUGGAGAGCAGGGCUCUUGCUCACAGGCUAUGAAGAUCAACAAAUCCCAAGACUGGCAGGCAAGCUGAUAGCUCAAGUCCCAAGAACCAGAGGUGAAACAAACAGGAGGCAGCCACAGGAUCCAGAGUGAGCAAAAAGCCAGAAUAUCUGCUUAUAUUCGGAUGCAGGCCACACCCCCAAGGAAACUCCCUGUCAACUGAUUAGCUACUCACAGCAGAUUCCAUCAUGGGAGUGAUCACAUAUAAACACUGAGAUCAUGGCCCAGCCAACCCGACACAUAAUCUUAACCACCACGCCAACCUGCCUUGGUGAACCAGAGAGUAAUAAAACAUUAAUAGAUGUUAAUUUUAACAUACUCGAAUUUAUCAAUCUUUUCUUUUAUAAUCUGUACUUUCUGAGUUUUGUUUAAGAAACUCUUCUCUGACCCAGGAUCAUCAUAAAAAUAUUUUUCUUUUAUCUUGUUUUUCACACUUAAGUCGUUAGUCCAGAGUACGGGUGAGGCAAGGAUCCAGUUUUAACCAAUUGUUCCUGUGGUUUAUUGAACAAUUCAUCCUAUUCCCACUGAUCUGCAAUGCCAUCUUCACCAUGUAUCAAGUUUCUGUAAAUGCAGGUAUCUUUCUGGACUUUAUUCUAUUGCAUUGUUUUGUCAAUCUCUAUGUUGACAUCUCACUUUAUAAAGUAAUUCUUCUUUCUUUAUUUAUUUUUAAUAAUUUUUAUUGUGCUUCAAGUGAAAGUUUACAAAUCAAGUCAUUCUGUCACAUAUAAACUUAUAUAUAUCUUACUCCAUACUCCCACUUACUCUCCCCCUAAUUAGUCAGCCCGCUCCCUCCUUCCAGUCUCUCCUUUUGUGACAAUUUUGCCAGUUUCUAACCCUCUCUACCCUCCUAUCUCCCCUCCAGACAGGAGAUGCCAACACAGUCUCAAGUGUCCACCUGAUACAAGUAGCUCACUCUUCGUCAGCAUCUCUCUCCAACCCAUUGUCCAGUCCCUUCCAUGUCUGAUGAAUUGUCUUCGGGAAUGGUUCCUGUCCUGGGCCAACAUGAGGUUUGGGGACCAUGACCGCCAGGAUUCCUCUAGUCUCAGUCAGACCAUUAAGUCUGGUCUUUUUCGAGAAUUUGGGGUCUGCAUCCCACUGAUCUCCUGCUCCCUCAGGGGUUCUCUGUUGUGCUCCCUGUCAGGGCAGUCAUCGGUUGUGGCCGGGCACCAUCUAGUUCUUCUGGUCUCAGGAUGAUGUAAGUCUCUGGUUCAUGUGGCCCUUUCUGUCUCUUGGGCUCAUAGUUAUCGUGUGACCUUGGUGUUCUUCAUUGUCCUUUGAUCCAGGUGGGUUGAGACCAGUUGAUGCAUCUUAGAUGGCCACUUGUUAGCAUUUAAGACCCCAGAUGCCACAUUUCAAAGUGGGAUGCAGAAUGUUUUCAUAAUAGAAUUAUUUUGCCAAUUGACAUAGAAGUCCCCUUAAGCCGUAGUCCCCAGACCCCCGCCCUUGCUCCGCUGACCUUUGAAGCAUUCAGUUUAUCCCGGAAACUUCUUUGCUUUUGGUCCAGUCCAGUUGAGCUGACCUUCCAUGUAUUGAGUAUUGUCCUUCCCUUCACCUAAAGUGGUUCUUAUCUACUUACUAAUCAGUAAAUAACCCUCUCCCACCCUCCUUCCCUCCCCCUUGUAACCACAAAAGUAUGUGUUCUUCUCAGUUUAUACUAUUUCUCAAGAUCUUAUAAUAGUGGUCUUAUACAAUAUUUGUCCUUUUGCCUCUGACUAAUUUCACUCAGCAUAAUGCCUUCCAGGUUCCUCCAUGUUAUGAAAUGUUUCACAGAUUCAUCACUGUUCUUUAUUGUUGAGUAGUAUUCCAUUGUGUGAAUAUACCACAAUUUAUUUAACCAUUCAUCCGUUGAUGGACGCCUUGGUUGCUUCCAGCUUUUUGCUAUUGUAAACAGAGCUGCAAUAAACAUGGGUGUGCAUAUAUCUGCUCGUGUAAAGGCUCUUAUUUCUCUACGGUGUAUUCCGAGGAGUGGGAUUUCUGGGUUGUACGGUAGUUCUAUUUCUAACUGUUUAAGAAAACGUCAAAUAGAUUUCCAAAGUGAAUGUACCAUUUUACAUUCCCACCAGCAGUGUAUGAGAGUUCCAAUCUCUCUGCAGCCUCUCCAACAUUUAUUAUUUUGUGUUUUUUGAAUUAAUGCCAGCCUUGUUGGAGUGAGAUGGAAUCUCAUCGUAGUUUUAAUUUGCAUUUCUCUAAUGGCUAAUGAUCGAGAGCAUUUUCUCAUGUAUCUGUUAGCUGCCUGAAUAUCUUCUUUAGUGAAGUGUGUGUUCAUAUCCUUUGCCCACUUCUUGAUUGGGUUGUUUGUCUUUUUGUGGUUGAGUUUUAACAGAAUCAUAUAAAUUUUAGAGAUCAGGUGCUGGUCAGAGAUGUCAUAGCUGAAAAUUCUUUCCCAGUCUGUAGGUGGUCUUUUUACUCUUUUGGUGAAGUCUUUAGAUGAGCAUAUGUGUUUGAUUUUUAGGAGCUCCCAGUUAUCUGGUUUCUCUUCGUCAUUUUUGGUAAUGUUUUGUAUUCUGUUUAUGCCUUGUAUUAGGGCUCCUAACGUUGUCCCUAUUUUUUCUUCCAUGAUCUUUAUCGUUUUAGUCUUUAUGUUUAGGUCUUUGAUCCACUUGGAGUUGGUUUUUGUGCAUGGUGUGAGGUAUGGGUCCUGUUUCACUUUUUUUGCAAAUGGAUAUCCAGUUAUGCCUGCACCAUUUGUUAAAAAGACUAUCUUUUCCCCAAUUAACUGACACUGGGCCUUUGUCAAAUAUCAGCUGCUCAUAUGUGGAUGGAUUUAUAUCUGGGUUCUCAAUUCUGUUCCUUUGGUCUAUGUGCCUGUUGUUGUACCAGUACCAGACUGUUUUGACUACUGUGGCUGUAUAACAGGUUCUAAAAUCAGGUAGAGUGAGGCCUCCCACUUUCUUCUUCUUUUUCAGUAAUGCUUUACUUAUCCGGGGCUUCUUUCCCUUCCAUGUAAAGUUAGUGAUUUGUUUCUCCAACACAUUAAAAAAUGUCAUUGGAAUUUGGAUCGAAAGUGCAUUGUAUGUAUAGAUGGCUUUUGGUAGAAUAGACAUUUUUACUAUGUUAAGUCUUCCUAUCCAUGAGCAAGGUAUGUUUUUCCACUUAUGUAAGUCCUUUUUAGUUUCUUGCACUAGUACUUUGUAGUUUUCUUUGUAUAGGUCUUUUACAUUUUUGGUAAGAUUUAUUCCUAAGUAUUUUAUCUUCUUGGGGGCUACUGUGAAUGGUAUUGAUUUGGUAAUUUCCUCUUCGAUGUUCUUUUUGUUGAUGUAGAGGAAUCCAAGUGAUUUUUGUAUGUUUAUCUUAUAACCUGAGACUCUGCCAAACUCUUCUAUUAGUUUCAGUAGUUUUCUGGAGGAUUCCUCAGAGUUUUCUGUGUAUAAGAUCAUGUCAUCUGCAAAUAGAGAUAAUUUUACUUCCUCCUUGCUAAUCCGGAUGGCCUUUAUUUCUUUGUCUAGCCUAAUUGCUCUGGCUAGGACCUCUAGCACAAUGUUGAAUAAGAGUGGUGAUAAAGGGCAUCCUUGUCUGGUUACCGUUCUCAAGGGAAAUGCUUUCAGGCUCUCUCCAUUUAGAGUGAUGUUGGCCAUUGGCUUUGUAUAGAUGCCCUUUAUUAUGUUGAGGAAUUUUCCUUCAAUUCCUAUUUUGGUGAGAGUUUUUAUCAUAAAUGGGUGUUGGACUUUGUCAAAUGCCUUUUCAGCAUCAAUUGAUAAGAUCAUGUGGUUUUUGUCUUUUGUUUUAUUUAUAUGGUGGAUUACAUUAAUGGUUUCUCUAAUAUUAAACCAGCCUUGCAUACCUGGUAUAAAUCCCACUUGGUCGUGGUGGAUUAUUUUUUUGAUAUGUUGUUGAAUUCUAUUGGCUAGAAUUUUGUUGAGGAUUUUUGCGUCUAUGUUCAUGAGGGUUAGAGGUCUGUAAUUUUCUUUUUUUGUGAUGUCUUUACCUGGUUUUGGUAUCAGGGGUAUGGUGGCUUCAUAGAAGGAGUUAGGUAAUAUUCCGUGGUUUUCUAUGCUUUGAAAUACCUUUAGUAGAGGUGUUAACUCUUCUCUGAAAGUAGUAGAGGUGUUAACUCUUCUCUGAAAGUUUGGUAGAACUCUGCAGUAAAGCCAUCCGGGCCAGGGCUUUUUUUUUUGGGGAGUUUUUUGAUUACCGUUUCAAUCUUUUUUUUUUGUUAUGGGUCUAUUCAGUUUUUCUACUUCUGAUUGGGUUAGUUUAGGUACGUAGUGUUUUUCUAGGGAUUCAUCCAUUUCUUCAAGGUUUGCAAAUUUGUUAGAGUACAAUUUUUCAUAAUAAUCUGAUAUGAUUCUUUUAAUUUCAGUUGGGUCUGUUGUGAUGUGGCCCAUCUCGUUUCUUAUUCGGAUUAUUUGUUUCCUUUCUUGUAUUUCUUUAGUCAGUCUGGCCAACGGUUUAUCAAUUUUGUUAAUAUUUUCAAAGAACCAGCUUUUGGCUUUGUUAAUUCUUUCAGUUGUUUUUCUGUUCUCUAAUUCAUUUAGUUCAGCUUUAAUUUUUAUUAUUUGUUUUCUUCUGGUGCCUGAUGGAUUCUUUUGUUGCUCACUUUCUAUUUGUUCAAGUUGUAGGGACAGUUCUCUGAUUUUAGCUCUUUCUUCUUUUUGUAUGUGUGCAUUUAUCGAUAUAAAUUGGCCUCUGAGCACUGCUUUUGCUGUGUCCCAGAGGUUUUGAUAGGAAGUGUUUUCAUUCUCAUUGCAUUCUAUGAAUUUCUUUAUUCCCUCCUUAAUGUCUUCUAUAACGCAGUCUUUUUUGAGCAGGGUAUUGUUCAGUUUCCAAGUAUUUGAUUUCUUUUCCCUAAUUUUUCUGUUAUUGAUUUCCACUUUUAUGGCCUUGUGGUCUGAGAAGAUGCUUUGUAAUAUUUCGAUGUUUUGGAUUCUGCAAAGGUUUGUUUUAUGACCUAAUAUGUGGUCUAUUCUAGAGAAUGUUCCACGUGCGCUAGAAAAAAAGUAUACUUUGUAGCAGUUGGGUGGAGAGUUCUGUAUAAGUCAAUGAGGUCAAGUUGGUUGAUUGUUGUAAGUAGGUCUUCCGUGUCUCUAUUGAGCUUCUUACUGGAUGUCCUGUCCUUCUCCGAAAGUGGUGUGUUGAAGUCUCCUACUAUAAUUGUGGAGGUGUCUAUCUCACUUUUCAGUUCUGUUAAAAUUUGAUUUGUGUAUCUUGCAGGCCUGUCAUUGGGUGCAUAAAUAUUUAAUAUGGUUAUGUCUUCCUGAUCCAUUGUCCCUUUUAUCAUUAUGUAGUGUCCUUCUUUAUCCUUUGUGGUGGAUUUAAGUUUAAAGUCUAUUUUGUCAGAAAUUAAUAUUGCUACUCCUGCCCUUUUUUGCUUAUUGUUUGCUUGAUAUAUUUUUUUCCAUCCUUUGAGUUUUAGUUUGUUUGUGUCUCUAAGUCUAAGGUGUGUCUCUUGUAGGCAGCAUAUAGACGGGUCGUGUUUCUUUAUCCAGUCUGAGACUCUCUGUCUCUUUAUUGGUGCAUUUAGUCCAUUUACGUUCAGCGUAAAUAAUUAUAGUUAAGUAUGUGUUUAGUGCUGUCAUUUUGAUGCCUUUUUAUGUGUGUUUUUGACAAUUUCAUUUUUCCACUUACUUUUUUGUGCUAUGACGUUUUUCUUUGUAAAUUGUGUGUUCCUCAUUUUCAUUGUGUUUGACUUUAUGUUUGCUCAGUCGUUAUGUUUUUCUUGGUUUUUAUUUUGAGUUAUGGAGUUGUUAUACCUCUUUGUGGUUACCUUAAUAUUUACCCCUAUUUUUCUAAGUAAAAACCUAACUUGUAUUGUCCUAUAUUGCCUUGUUUCCCUCUCCAUAUGGCAGUUCUAUGCCACCUGUAUUUAGUCCCUCUUUUUGAUUAUUGUGAUCUUUUACAUAUUGACUUCAAUGAUUCCCUGUUUUGAGCGUUUUUUUGUUUUUAAAAUUAAUCUUAAUUUGUUUUUGUGAUUUCCCUAUUUGAGUUGAUAUCAGGAUGUUCUGUUCUGUGACCUUGUGUUGUGCUGGUAUCUGAUAUUAUUGGUUUUCUGACCAAUUUCCUUUAGUAUUUCUUGUAGCUUUGGUUUGGUUUUUGCAGAUUCUCUAAGCUUGUGUUUAUCUGUAAAUGUUUUAAUUUUGCCUUCAUAUUUGAGAGAGAAUUUUGCUGGAUAUAUGAUCCUUGGCUGGCAGUUUUUCUCCUUCAGUGCUCUAUGUAUGUCAUCCCAUUGCCUUCUUGCCUGCAUGGUUCCUGCUGAGUAGUCUGAACUUAUUCUUAUUGAUUCUCCUUUGUAGGAGACCUUUCUUUUAUCCCUGACUGCUUUUAAAAUUUUCUCUUUAUCUUUGGUUUUGGCAAGUUUGGUGAUAAUAUGUCUUGGUGAUUUUAUUUUUGGAUCAAUCUUAAAUGGGGUUCGAUGAGCAUCUUGGAUAAAUAUCCUUUCAUCUUCCAUGAUGUCAGGGACGUUUUCUUCCAACAGAUCUUCAACUAUUCUCUCUGUAUUUUCUGUUAUUCCUCCCUGUUCUGGGACUCCAAUCACAUGCAAGUUAUUCUUCUUGAUAGAGUCCCAGAUGAUUCUUAGGGUUUCUUCAUUUUUUUAAAUUCUUUUAUCUGAUUUUUUUUUCAGCUAUAUUGGUGUCAAUUCCCUUUUCCUCCAGAUCCCCCACCCUGCAUUCCAAUUGCUCAAGUCCGCUCCUCUGACUUCCUAUUGAGUUGUCUAAUUCUGUAAUUUUACUGUUAAUCUUUUGGAUUUCUGAACGCUGUCUCUCUAUGGAUUCUUGCAGUUUAUUAAUUUUUCCACUAUGUUCUUGAAUAAUCUUUUGAGUUCUUCAACUGCUUUAUCAGUGUGUUCCUUGGCUUUUUCUAUAGAUUGCCUUAUUUCAUUUCUGAGGUCAUCUCUGAUGUCUUGAAGCAUCCUGUAUAUUAGUUUUUUAUAUUCUGCAUCUGGCAAUUCCAGGAUUGUAUCUUCAUUUGGGGAAGAUUUUGAUUCUUUAGUUUGGGGAGUUGUAGAAGCAAUCAUGGUCUGCUUCUUUAUGUGGUUUGAUAUCGACUGCUGUCUCCGAGCCAUCUAUAAGAUAUUGUAGUGAUUUAUUCUAUAUUUGCUCUCUGAGUCUUAUCUUGUUUUGUUUUCUUUCAAUAUACGUAGAUGGGCUACUAGAUUGCGCUAUCUUGAUUGCUGUAGCCCUUGACUCACUUAUGUCCUAUUACCAGCUGGUUUGGGCUGUUACCAGAUAUAUAAGCCCAAGAGUCCAUUCACUAUUCUUGAGUAGAAUCUGAGUUUGGGUCAUCAAGUGUGUGACGCACACUGUCACCUAUCCACCUAGAGAAGUAGUGGUGAUAGUUGUAUGCACCAGAUUCUAGUAGCAGCAGGGUUUCACACUCCAGGGGGUGCAGAAUGCUGACAGGCUUCCCCCAAGUGCCAGUGAGGUAGGUGUGUCUCUGUUCCUAAAGCACUUUGGUGGGUGGGCUCUGCAGCUGUAUCUUAGGCCCCCAAUGCAAGUACCUCUACAGAUUGGUAGGUGUCAUCCUCCUUAGACCCCUAAGGCAGGAGGCUAGGUGGUCUGGGGGGAGCUUCAGCCCUCAGUUCCCUGUUGUGGGUCAGUGAGGGCUCUGUUGAAUACGCAGAGAUCUCAAACCUGGGAAACAUGUCUUUCCAGUAAUCUGCUAAAACAAUUACAGUCAGAUCCCUAUCAGAAUUGCCUUUGCAUUAUAAUAGCCACCUUGUUCCCCGUAGGGGUGAAAGCCCAAGGCUGUGGAUCACAUAUGUUUGGCUGGAGCUGGUUCUGUGUUUUUAGUCCAAUUAGAGAAGGAUUUUUGGUCCCUGGGUUUUUUGUAGCUGCUUCUCUCAGGCCAGGAGAAUGGGUUAGGAAAAGACCAAAAAAAAAAAAAAAAAAAAAAAAACUGCAGCACCUUCACUCUCUGGCUCAGGAAAUUCCAAUGUUAAUGAAGCCACCUGGGAAGGGGAGGGGAGGGUUCAGAUAAAUAGGAGAGAGUAAAAAAAAAAAAAAAUGGAGAGAGUAGCACCCCGGAAUAUAGACAAAGUUACUUAUCUUGCUUGGGAUGACUGUUUUAUCUGAGAUUCCCGAGGGGUGUGUUGACUGUGUGAGCUGGCUGGGUAGAGAUUGCCCCUGAGGGUCAAGCCCGCGUCCUGUGCUUGUGCUGUCUCAGAAGCCGUGGUCAGUUCCUCUGUUCCCAGUCCAAAGCCCAGCGCCAAGGUUCCCUGGCUGGGACGCCACACUCCAGGCUCCAAAACCAGUCACUGCCUCCUGGUGACUACUCCUCCUUUCAGCUGCGUCGCUGCUCUGCCUGCGUGCACUGGCUGGGCUUCCCCCGAGGUCA